AUGUAUUUUGGUGAUGCGGCCAAGCUAGAAGGACCUAAUGUCCAACAAAUUCCUAUGAAUUCAAAAGAUAAAUACCAUAUAUAUUUCACUGGUAUAAGUGUAAACGGAAAUAGACUCUCAUUUGAUGCUUCUAUAUGUGCAUUAACAGAUGGUGACCCUUCUAAAGGCACAGGGUUCUUCGUCGACUCGGGUGCACCACCCACAAUACUACCUACAACGGUAUAUCAACCCCUACGUGCAGCCAUGGUUGACUACUUCGCUCAAUAUGGUUGGCAGACGAUUGGUGAACAAGCCUUUGAUCUUUGCUACACGUCGACUCCUAAAGAGGGCCAAAGCUAUCCAUCCGUGGUCUUUCACUUUUCGAAAGGUGACCAAGGAGGGGAGGUCGAUUGGACAAUGGACAAGGACAACAUGUUUGUUAAGCUCGAUGCAAUCGAUGGUUUUUGUAUGGUGGUUGGCCAAGUUCCUGAUCCUGGACCUUGCCUCCUUGGUGCUUAUCAACUAGCUAACUUUAAGCUCUCAUUUGACGUCAAAAAUGAGAUUUUAUCUUUUGCUCCUCAGAGAUGCCAAGAGAAUCUUUAG
Messenger RNA from Chenopodium quinoa (quinoa), 582 nucleotides. Its product is annotated as protein ASPARTIC PROTEASE IN GUARD CELL 1-like. NCBI's taxonomy places the organism in Eukaryota, Viridiplantae, Streptophyta, Magnoliopsida, Caryophyllales, Amaranthaceae. The transcript has a single exon. The coding region runs from base 1 to 582 and encodes 193 amino acids. The record is from RefSeq and is a predicted model, not a curated record.